Nymphalis io (European peacock) is the source of this 1399-nucleotide messenger RNA. RefSeq names its product NADH dehydrogenase [ubiquinone] 1 alpha subcomplex subunit 9, mitochondrial (gene ND-39). The transcript has 7 exons. Gene Ontology annotation, molecular function: protein-containing complex binding. Lineage: Eukaryota; Metazoa; Arthropoda; Insecta; Lepidoptera; Nymphalidae. The record is from RefSeq and is a predicted model, not a curated record. Bases 104 to 1303 code for a protein of 399 amino acids. Gene Ontology annotation, cellular component: mitochondrion.
AAUAAUUUGACUUUUCAAGAUAGCUACAAAAUAACUUAUUUCAGAAUCAAAGAAGACCAGGUUAAGGUCUUAUCAUAUAAAGGUAAUUUGGAAAGGCCUGAAAAUGGCUCCAGUAGCUUUAACAGGCCAUUUGGCAACUAAAAUUAUACCUAAAAAUGGAUACAUGAGUAUUGUUUACAUCAAGUCUGCGCAAUAUAGCAGCGAUGGAAAACUCAAUUUGGCUUCUUACAAGAGAGGAACUGGUGGUCGUAGUAGCUUCAAUGGUGUCGUGGCGACCGUAUUUGGCUGUACAGGGUUUGUUGGUCGUUAUGUUUGCAACAAGCUUGGCAAAACAGGUACCCAGAUGAUAUUGCCUUAUAGAGGAGACUUCUAUGAUGUCCAAAGGUUGAAAGUUUGCGGUGAUCUUGGUCAAGUUUUAUUCACACCAUUUCACUUACAAGAUGAUGAAUCCAUUGCCAAAGCAGUCCGUUAUUCCAAUGUUGUGAUUAACCUAAUUGGGCGAGACUAUGAGACUAAAAACUUUAAGUUUAAUGAUGUACAUGUUGAUGGAGCCAGGCGUCUAGCAAGAAUCAGUAGAGAAAUGGGAGUAGAGAGAUUUAUCCAUUUAUCCUAUUUAAAUGCUGAGGAACAUCCAACUCCUCUUGUUAUGAAGAAACCAUCCAUGUUUAAAAUCAGCAAGUACUUGGGUGAAUGUGCUGUUAGAGAGGAGUUUCCUACUGCAACAAUUCUUAGAGCUUCUGAUAUCUAUGGUUCAGAAGACAGAUUCCUAAGAGCUUUUGCAUCCAUCUGGCGCAUUCAUAGCCAUAUAAUGUCACUGUAUAAAAAUGGUGAAGCGACUAUUAAGCAACCAGUGUAUGUCAAUGAUGUGGCACAGGCCAUCCUCAAUGCUGCCCGUGACCCAGACACCAGAUGCAUGACAUAUCAAGCGGUUGGACCUAAACGUUAUCUGCUGCGUGACCUAGUCAUCUGGUUCUACGAAUUAAUGCGAAAAGAUAAGAGUUCAGGAUUCCGUGUAGUGGAUAUGAAAUAUGACCCUCUUUUGCCCCUUAAGGUUAUGGUGGUUAACAUGAUAUCACCAGCUUAUCCAUUUGGAAACUUGUGCUGGGAAAGCUUGGAAAAGGAAGCUACUACGGACAUUCUUGUAAAAGGAAUGCCCACUCUAGAGGAUCUUGGAGUCACCCUCACAAACAUGGAAGACCAAGUUCCAUGGGAAUUGAAGCCCUACCGUGCCUAUCAGUACUACAUUGACAAACUUGGAGAGUUCCCUAGGCCUCCUAACCCUAAAGUACAACCAGCAUAUUAAAAGUAAAUGCUAUUUAGCAGUCAAAUGUAAAACAUGUGAACACUACUUCACGUUGUAGAAUGUUUAAAUGAAUAAAUUAUGUUUCGUUUUACAAAA